Diaporthe batatas is the source of this 1562-nucleotide messenger RNA. RefSeq lists its product as uncharacterized. Lineage: Eukaryota; Fungi; Ascomycota; Sordariomycetes; Diaporthales; Diaporthaceae. The transcript has a single exon. The record is from RefSeq and is a predicted model, not a curated record. The coding region runs from base 15 to 1064 and encodes 349 amino acids.
CGAAGACGAGAUGCAUGUUAAAGGUACAUGUACCACGGCUGAGGGUUGGUCCACUGGGCAGAAGACCUCAAAUAUUGGCUAAUAGCAGCACCGCGAAUUACAUCAUAACCUACCUCCCUUUACCCUCAGCACCAAACAACGGAUUACCAUCCGGCCUCCCCACCCCUUUUGAACCACAGCGCGAGGGCCUCUCUUACACCAGACCAGAGACCUAUGGGAGUGAAAUGCCCACACUAGCAGAAGAGGCAGAGGAGCGCCUGGGCAACGAGCUAGCGCUCCUCGAGGCCAUGUACCCGGAGAGCAUCGCCUUCGACCCCAAGGGCCGCGAGCUAAAGUACACACCACCCGCCCCCGGCGAAGGCGAUGGUCCUGUUGCUGGCAAGGGAGUUCUCGUCCUCAGGCUGCCAGAUACCUACCCAGCCAGUGGCCCGCCGGACCUCAUCACAGCAAGGGACGCUAGGGGCCAGGACGCCCGGGCGCAGGUGUCGGCUGCGUUCAGGGGACUUGGCGUGGGCGAGGGCGAGGGCGAGGAGGUGCUGGAUGCGUACCUCCUCGCCUUCCAGGAUUUGAUCAACGACUCGGCGGGGAGCGGUCCAGACGGCCCAGCGGCCCCGCGGGCGGAACUGGAACACAGCAGCAGCAGUAGCAGUAGGGAGCAGCCCCAGCCCCAGCCCCAGCCCCGCAAGACGGUGGUCAUCUGGCUGCACCACCUCCUAAACACAAACAAGCGCAAGCUCGCGCUGGGCCCGGCGGCCGGCGUCUCCGGGCUGACGAGGCCCGGGCACCCGGGCGCCAUGGUCUUCUCCGGCCCGCGGGACGCCGUCGACGGCCACGUGGGCGAGCUGAGGGCGCAGAGGUGGCAGGCGUUCCAGGUGCGGUAUGACAGCAGCGACGAGGGGGAGGGUGGAAAGGGCGCUGGCGAGGGCGCUGGCGCUGGCGCUGCUGCCUGGGCGUUUGAGCACGGCACGGGCACCCGCGAGGUCGAGAGCCUGGGCGAGAUGGCGCGGGGGAUCUCCGGGGCCGAGCACCGGGAGAUGUUCCUGAUGGUCAUGGGGCUGAAGUGAGCGAGCGGGUGGCUUGGGUUUCCUGCACAGACACGGCGGUUCUGAGGUACGAAUUGUCUCUUCUCUCGGGGUGGACAAGGAACCAGCCAGCCCCGGAGCGUCUGGCUCUGGCACGAGAGCAGUGUGCCGUGCUGUCUACGCUCUGCCUCGUGCUUCGAGCGCGUAACAACUUGCCCGCCUCCUUUGCUGUUCGCCGGUCCCGGGCGGGAUCGUGCUGGGUCACCAAAUACUCCGAGUCCUGCCCCAUUUUUCAAAGCUCCAAUGGGUCUAUGACACAAGCUACUUUACGGACACGCAAGUCUUGUUGCAAGAUCCAGUACUGCGGAGCUUGCAAUAGUGAUCAACAGUGUACAUCUUGCGUUGCAUCACUGGGGGUUUUGAAAAGCACUGAGUUGACUGACUGCGCCUAACCCGAGACAGCCCGGAUCUCGGAGCAAGAUACAUCUAGUCAAAUGCCCCCGGGCGCAUCUAAAUCUCAAUUGAUAUAUGUAGUAUCUA